Messenger RNA from Paramecium sonneborni, 574 nucleotides. NCBI's taxonomy places the organism in Eukaryota, Ciliophora, Oligohymenophorea, Peniculida, Parameciidae. The record is from the annotation of a GenBank genome assembly.
CUUUUUAUGAAUUAUGGAGAAGUUAAUGUAAAAGGUAUUGUUAAAUUUGAUAAAUAUUAAUAGAAUGAUCAUUGGUACUCAUAUUUUGAAUAUAAAUAUGUAAUUGGUUCGUAUGUAAACAUUUCCGAAAGAGAAUUGUUUGUCAAAUAGGUCAUCAGAUAACUUGAAAUUAUUGAAAAUGAAUUAGAGUAAAAUUCAAUUUGAAGAUAUUUGGGAGAAAAGAACUAUAAUGUUCUAUUUACUUGACAGAAAGUAAAGAACAAACAAUAAAAGAAAUCAUUAACCUAAUAUAUUAUUAUUUGGAUGGGUGAAGACUUUGAACUCACCAGUCAAAUAUACUAAUUGCUAAUUAAACUAAAAAACAUAAUUAUACUUUCUAAAUUUACAACUUGAACCUUAAGAAGUUACCAAUCCAAUUAAAUUCUAAAUCUAUAUGUAAGCCUAAUUUAAAGAAUAAAAAAUUUUAGAACUUAUUGAAAUCAUUACAAAAAGUUUAAAACUAACCUUUAGAAAUUAACCCAUAAAUAUAUGUGAAGAAAUAACACUAGAAUCUAAAUGUUACUUUCUCAAAUGA